Messenger RNA from Closterium sp. NIES-65, 6705 nucleotides. The record is from the annotation of a GenBank genome assembly. Lineage: Eukaryota; Viridiplantae; Streptophyta; Zygnematophyceae; Desmidiales; Closteriaceae.
AUGAACCGCAGCGAGCUUCUGCGGGAGCUGCAGCGGCGGGAGGAGGAGGCCGCGCGCGAGCAGCUGCUGCUGCUGCGACGAAUGCGCGAGGCGGAGCGGGAGAGGACCCGAGAGGCGGAGGUGGACAGGGGGAGGGGAAGGGGGGACCUGGGGGAACGCGGAAGAGGGGAGACGCAGCAGGAGCUGCAGCAAGGACGGCAGCAGCAGCUGGCGCAAGAGCGGCAGGCGCAGGGGGAACAGGCGGAGCAGGUGUAUUACGACUUCAGUCGCAUACGCCCGCGGGAACCGUCGCCUCCUAGGUUACCCAGAGACGCGCUCCCGUGGGUGCUUCUAGCGGGGGGCGCGGUAGCGGCAGCAGCGGUGGUACACCACAAGCGGCGGUGCCACCGCAGCAGGCAGCAGCACGCCGCCGCGGAGUCCGUAGUCGGCUCCUCAGGCCCCCCUCUCGGCGCAUGCUCCGCCCCCCUAUUCUCCCCCCAUGGCCCCCCAUUCUCCCCGCACGCCCCCCACGCCCCGCACGCCCCGUACUCCGCCUUCCCCCCGUCCGCCUUCCCCCAUGGCUCUCCGCCAAGGCCCGCCCAGCGGUCGCCCCACGCGUCCGCGCGCUACUCCUCCGCCUCCUCCGCCCGUUCCCUCGCCUCCUGCCCUGGCGCGUCCCCCCGUUAUAAGCACGGCGCGCCCUCCUCCUGCAAUCACGGCGCGCGCUCAUGCACCAGCGGCCCCCGCGUUAGAGGAGCGCAAGGGAUAGGCGCGCCUGUGGCGGAAGCUUCCCCGCAGAAGGAGCUAUCUGGGGCGCUUUCGGGCCUCUACGCGGACCACCUGCGCCCCCACGCCCUCUCACCCGCCCACGCGCUCAGCACAGGGCCCGGACGCGCAGCAGCCAUCAGCGCAGCAGGCGGAUGGGGAGGAGGCGGGGGAGGGGGAGGGGGAGGGCGGGCGGGUGGAGGUGCGGGGAGAGGAGAAGGGGGGAAUGGGGAAGGGGGAGGCGCAGGGAGUGAGGGAUCUCCGCUGCCUGGCGGGCUGGCAAGCUGGCUGCGGGAGGAGAGAGAGAGGGGGCAGGGCAGGCGAGGGGGGAUGGAGCGGAGGGGGGGACGAAGGUUGGUGAAUGCGGGUGGGCAGCAGCAUGUGGACAUGGAUGGGCGGAUGAAUCAAGACGCAGUGCAAUCAGGUCCCUUUCAGGGGAACGAUGAAGGUAGGCAGAGUGGGGGCAGGAGAAGCACAGAGGGAGAGGGAGAGGCACAGGGAGAGUGGGAGAGACACAGAGGGAGCGGGAGAGACGAAGAGGGAGCCGGAGAGGCACAGAGGGAGUGGGAGAGGUACAGAGGGAGUGGGAGAGGUACAGAGGGAGUGGGAGAGGUACAGAAGGAGUGGGAGAGGGCCACAGGCACCCCUGUGUGGAAGAGGCACGCCCCGCCGCGCAUGGCUUUGACACAUCUCACAAUUGUGCCUCUCUCGUUUGUCGCUAACUCAUGCCUGCAUUCAUCCUCCUUGUCCCCAUCUGUCGCCAUCGCUGUCCCCACAGGCACCCCUGCAUGGAAGAGGCACGCACGGCUGCGCACAGCUGCUCGCAACACCACGCCUGCACCCUCGGUUGCCAGCGCUGCUGGCGCUAGUGGUGCCGCUGCCAGUGCUUUCACUGCCAGUACUGCUGCCCCUGCUGCUGCCACAGCCGCUCCCUCCCCGUUUCCUGCAUCUAAAAUCCCCCUGGCAUCUCCUCCUUCCUCUACCCCACCGCCUCCUUCCGUGGGACUCGCUCCAUUCGCGGCGGCUCUACCAGACCCCGCAGCUGCAACUGGUGGUGUUGGUGAUGUAGCGCAAUUAGCGGAUGGCUCAAGGAAGGGAGGCGCUGUGGUGAAUGGAGAGGCGUUGAGCGCGGCUGUAAAGGCGGGUGGCCUGCCGGCUCUUCAUGGACUCUCGCUCUCCUCGAAUUCGUCAGUUUCUUCCGCACUGCUGCCUACUGCCCGUGCGGUGGAGGCAGGGCGAGGAGGAGGAGGUGGAGGAGGUGGAGAGGGAGGAGGAGGUGAGGAAGGGCGGGAGACAACACCACUUAAGGAUCUGGCAAUGGAAUCUGUGUCUGCUUCAGCAGCAGCCAGUAGUGCUGCUGGUGUUCCUGCUGCUGCUGGUGGUGCUGCUGCUGGCGCUGCAGUCACGGCGACAGGGGCAGCAGCAGCGGCGGCAAACGCGGCACAGUGGCAGUUUGGCGGCAGGGUUGGUUCAGCAGCUGUGGGAGGCACGAGCAGGCUUGGCACGCCAGUAGCACCAGCACCGGCAGCAGCGAUUGCACUUACUGAAGCCUGUGUUUCAGGCCAGGCACCGGCUGCCGUGUUUCGGUUUGGGAGUGUUCCAGCAGGGAGGAGGUUUUCAGAUUCUUUCUCCAUGCCUUUCACUGGCGCAAGCAGCACUUGUGCUGCUGCUGCUGCUGCUGCUGCUGCUGGUUUUACUACUGGUGGUGCAGGUGGGACGGGCACUGCCUUCCAUUCUGCUGCAUCCCACAGUGCCUCCACUCCCCCUUCGUUCCUCUUCUCGGCCUCUCCCACUCCCCUCUUCUCCGCGUCUCCUGUGCUUGCCUUUCCUGGGGAGCAGCAGGCAGCAUCGGAGAUGGAGAGAAUCAAAUCCAAUCAGAUCGAAAUAGAACGGAUGGAGGCAUUGCUUGCAGCUGAGAGGGCAGCGAGGGAGGAAGCCGAGACACGGGCCAACCAGCUGAAAGCUGACCUGGAAAAGCUGGCUGCUGAGCUGGCAAUGAAAGUGGCAGGCGCAGUGGAGCAGAGGAGAACGGAGGGGAGGGAGAUGAGAGUGGGGGACAGUGAGGGAGAAAAUGAGAAGCGUGGGCUUGUGCAUGGGAAGGAGGGAGGGAGAGCAGGCGUUGGGGAGGAUGUGGGCUCAAAUAUGGUGUGUGGUUCUGGGUGCGAGAGGGGCUGUAGUAAAAGCACUCACAGUGACGAUGGGGGUGGUAAAGAGGUGGAGAAAAGUGAGGAGGACGGUGAAGGUAGGAGAGAUGGAAAAGGGAUGGAGGGGGAGGAGGAUGUGGAAAGGGAUGGUGAUGGUGAUGGUGAUGGUGAUGGUGAUGGUGAUGGUGAUGGUGAUGGUGGGAAUGACGGUGCAAGUGAUGGUGCGAGUGAUGGUGGGAGCGACGCUGCAGGGAUGAUAGCAGAGGCUGUGGCGGCGGUAAUGGAGGAGGCGAGGGAGGAGAUGGAGCAGGUGAAGGCUGCUGCCCGCGCUGCUGCUGACGAGGCUUAUGCUAAAGGGCGGGCGGAGGGGAGGGCGGAGGGGAGGGAGGAGGGGAGGAAAGAGGGCAGGGAGGAGGCGUGGAGGGAAGGGAUGGAGGAUGUGAGAUUGGAUGGGAGAAUUGCGGGGAGGAAGGAAGGGAGAGAGGAGGGGAGGAAUGAGGGGAGAGAGGAAGGGAGGAAGGAAGGGAGAGAGGAAGGGAGGAAGGAGGGAAAAGAGGAGGGGAGGAGGGAAGGGAGAGAGGAAGGGAGGGCAGAAGCGAUGCAGAUUGCACAGGGGGAGCUGGAGGAAGCUGCGAGGAAGGUGCGUGAGCUGGAGGAGCGAGUGGCUAGAGCUGAAGACAUGGUCCUGAUGAACAGCAGCCAUGGUUCAACGGAUACAGCUCCUGCUGUUGUUGCCUCUGACGUUGCAGCAGCAGCUGUGGCGAGUCUAAAGUCACUGGAGGAGCAAGUGAGAGACGGCGAGGAGAUGGAGAGGGCGUGGCAGGGGAGGUUAGAGGCAGCAGAGCAGGCAAGAGACGUGUUGCACGCACAGGCAGUGGCUGCAGCCGAAGCUGCGACUGCUGCUGCUGAGGCGGUAGCAGCAGCAGCGGAGGGUGAGGCGGCAGCAGGGAGAGAGGCGGUUAGAGGGGUGGAGAGAUUGUUUGGGGAGGAGAGGAGGAGGUGUGAGGAGUUGGAGAGGGAGGUGGAGAGGGAGGGGAGGAGGUGUCGGGAGCUGGAGGGAGAGGUGGAGAGGGAGAGGAGGAGGUGUGAGGAGCUGCGGGAAGAGGUGGAGAGGGGUUGGGAGAGGUGCAGGGAGAUUGGAGAGGAGUUGAGGAGGGAGAGGGAGAAGGGGGAGAUGGAGAGGUUGAUCGUGCAGCAAGAAAGGGAAGAGAGGGGGAAGGAGAGGGAGAGGGCGGAAACGCAGGCACAGGAGGCUGGGAUUCUACUGCAACAGUUUGAGCAGUUGGCUGCUGCUGUGGUUGAUUCAGUGGUGGCUAAGGUGAUUUCUGAAUCAAAACAAGAGGCUGGGCUUGUGCUGCAGCAAUUUGAGGGCCUGGCUGCUGGUGUGGUAGAUGCGGUGGUGACUAGGGUGGUUUCGAAGUCAACUGAGGAGGCUGGCCUUGUGCUGCAGCAAUUCGAGCAUAUGGCUGCUGCUGUGGUUGAUACGGUGGUGUCUAGGGGCAGGGAGAGGAAUGGCGAGGAAGAGAGGGGUCUGCAGCAUGUGAGGUGGGAGAUGCGAGAGGGAGGGGCAAAAGGAAGCAGAGCGGAAAAGAACAGGGGUGUGAGGGAGAGUGAGGAGCUCGAGUCACGUGUGAGUGAGCUGGAAUCCAGGAUUCAGGACGUUUUUGAGAAGGAAAGGUAUGCAAUGGAUAUUGCAGCGGUCGUCUUGGAGUCAAUGGUGGGUGAGGUGGUUAGAAAGGCAGUGGUAGCACGGGCUGAGACAGAAGCGGAAGUGUCUGAGAGGGAAAGGUAUGCGAUGGAGAUUGCAGCGGUUGCCUUGGAGUCAGUGGUGGGUGAGGCGGUUGCAAAGUCGGAGGCGGAAGCUUCAGCGAAAGAGAGGUAUACGAUGGAAAUCGCAGCAGUUGCUUUCAAGUCAGCGGUGGGUGAGGUGGUUAGGAAGGCGGUUGCACGGGCUGAGAAGAAGGAACAAGAAACUUCUGAGAAAGAGAGGUGUACGAUGGAAAUUGCAGAGGUUGUCUUGCAGGCAGCUGUGGAUGAGGCAAUUACGAAGGGGAUGGUAGCACGGACUGAGACAGAAGCGGAAGCUUUUGAGAAAGAGAGGUAUACAAUGGAGAUUGCAGCAGUUGCCUUGGAGUCAGCUAUGGGUGAAGCGGUUAGGAAGAUGGUGGCACAGGCUGAGAAAAAGGAAGCGGAAGCUUCUCGGAAAGAGAGGUUUACGAUGGAAAAUGCAGCGGUUGCAUUAGAUUCGGCGGUGGGUGAGGUGGUAACACUAGCACAGGCUGAUAAGGCUGUAGAAACUUCUGAGAAAGAGAGGUUAACUAUGGAAAUCGUGGGGAUUGCGCUUGAAGGGGUAGCAGAGGUGGCAGUUAGCCAGGCUGUGGCCAAGGCAGAGGCUCGGAUGCACGAGGCUGAGAAACAGGUUCGGGAGAAGGUACGGGAGGAGCUCUGGGAGCAGGUUCGGGAGGAAGUUCGGGAAAAGGUUUGGGAGGAGGUAUGGCCCGAAGCUGAGCAGAAGGCUCGGGAGAAGCUGAAUGCUGCAUGGGCAGCUGUUGCCAAAGCCGAAGCUGCUGUAGAGGCUCGGAGUGCUGCUGUGGUGGAGGAGGGGCGAGUGAGGAUGGAAGAGAGGGUGGGGAGGGCGAUGGAGGUAGCAGCAGCAAGGGAGGCUGCUCGUGCUGCUCAUGCUGCUGCUGCUGCGGCCGCGAGGAGAGUGGUGGAGGAGAGAGAGCGGUGCAGAGAGCUUGGGGAGGAGUUGAAGAGGAGGGCAGAGAGGGAGGAGGAGAGAGCAAGAGGGAUGGUGCACGUGGGGGCGGUUGUUCUUGAAGCUGCUGUGGAGGAGGGUGUGAGGAAAGCGGUUGAGAGGGAUAGGGGGCGAGAGAAGGAGAGGGAGAGGGAGAGGGAGAGAGUGAGGGAGAGGGUGAGGGUGAGGCAGAAGGAGAGGGAGAGGGAGCGGGAAAGAGAGAGGGAGAGGAAGGGGGAGAGGGUAAGAGAAAGGCUGCGUGUAAGGGAACGGGUGAGGAUGAGAAUGCGGGAGAGGGAGAGGGAGAGGAGGAGGGAGAAGGAGAGGGAGGAGGGUGGAGGGGAGGUUGAGGAAGCAUGUUUGCAUGUCAUGAUGGCUGCAGCUAUCGAGGCAGCUGCAGAGCAGGCUGCUGCCUCGGCUGUAGCGGCAUCUGUAGCAGCACAGGGAUUUGCAGCUGCAGCUGUAGGAGCGAAAGGAUCUGUAUCAGGCUGUGCAAAGGAUGAAGGGGGAGUGGGGCUGGAGGAAAGGAAAUGGAUGGAGGAAGGGGAAGGACCUGAGGAUGGAGAGGGAGAGAUGGAGGAGGCAGAGGGAGUUGAGGGAGGGGAGGAGGAGGCGGAGGGGGAGAGGGAGGGGGAUGACGUGGAAGGGGUGGGGUAUGACGUCGUGGGGGAGGGGGAUGACGUGGACAGCAUGUUGGAGGAGCUGUUGGGAUUGGCUGAGAAUGGAGGGGCAGAUGGGGAGAGCGAUGGUGGGGAUGAGGCGGAUAGCAGGCAGAGCAGUGCUAGUAACGAUGGCAGUGGUAGUGAUGAUGAUGUGAGUCAUGAGGACGAGGAUGAGGAGGAUGAGGAGGAAGAGGAGGAGGAAGGUGCGAGGAAGCAGGUGGAGAGGAGCAUUUUCGCAGCCUUAGAGGAGAUGAAGCAGCGGCAGGUGCGGCCUGUCCGCCUGUUUGGUUCGGGCGAGGAACGGAGAGCAACAGCAACUGAAUCUGCCUCCUUGGAAGAACCACAUUUGGACGAGAUAUCACAGCUUCUGCAGAAGUUCAGUAUAGGAGCCUCCAAGGACGAAGGCCAUACAAACUGA